AUGGACGAAACAUCGGACUCGGCCCCCGCCAAAAGUGGGACUAACACACCCACUGCAAGUGCCACUGCGUCCGGAGUUGGGUCCGGACCUGGAGCACAGCUCGGAGCUGGGUCCGGGACCGACCACAAGACGCGAAGGCCGCACCGAAAGUCUCGCUAUGGCUGCACACGGUGCAAGGAGCGCAGGAUCAAGAUCCUAACCAUCCAUGGCUGGCAGUGCGACGAGCUCUCGCCACGGUGUUCGCGAUGCAUCAAGAUGAACCUGACUUGCCAAUACCCGAAAAAGCAACCCAGCUUCCUCACCCCGGACGACUACUGCUGGACCGAGCCGAUAGAUCCCCUCCUCCUCCAAUACCAGGUCUUCCCGAGAGCGACAACAAGCUCGAGGGCAUCAACAACAACCGCCCCGAUACCAAAACGGACCGCCGAUGCUGGAGCUGGAGCUUCGGCCGCCAGCCCCGAAGGUUCCAGUCACUCGUCCACCGUCCCCCUCAGCCCAUCGUCGGUGCUGUCCAUCCCUCCUCCGGCCCAGUCCCCCGUCCCGCCGCCGUCUAGAUAUGGCCGAAGACCCGAGUCACCCCUGCGGUCGCAGGUCGCCCAGACCCUCACCCCGGUCGAGUUUGAGCUGCUCAAGCACUACCUCGAGCAUACGAGCAGGGACUUGACCGUCGACGAAGACGAUCAGUACACGCUGCAGAUCGGCAUCCCGAACCUGGCCUGCGAGAGCAAGCCGCUGAUGAGGUCGGUGCUGGCCCUGGCCGCCAUAUGCAAAUGCCAUGACACCACCAACCAGCCAUCUGUGUCGCGCCAGGACCGCGCCCAGAUCCUCGAGCUCCUGUUCUUCGCACACCGAUACCACAUGGAAUCGAUGCACGAAAUUCAAACAGACCUCCGCGAGGCCAAGCACUACGACCACGUCCUUGCCAACGCGGCCAUGAUGGGCAUGUACGGAUCCGCCAGUCACGUCGUCCGCAUCUGGCUCGCCAAGACGGCAACCAUCGACGACCCGCCAGUCAUGUCCGACUUCAUGCCCAAAUACCCCCAAUGGAUCAGCCUCUACCGAGCCGUCGAUUUGGCCUACUUUGGCCUCCUCAACAACACGUCUGGCUCCGAGGACGCCGCCCAGUACAGCCCCGCCCACUCGCCCGUCGACCCCAUGACCUGCGGCGGCUUCCAGCUGCAGUACGAAUACCGCGUGUCGACGCGCGUCGAGCAGAUCACAAUCCCCACGAACCACGUCAUGGGCCCCAUCUUGGCCGCCACGGUCAGCUCAGCGCUGGCAAAGCUCACCGAAAAAGCCAGGGAUGUGGCCAUGGCCGAGAUGAGCUGCGACGAGGUGCUGGCCGACCACGACGACCCGAGGAGGACGCGGACGGCGCAGAUGAGCCCCCAGCUCCAGGCGUGCUUCGUCGCGCUGGGCCUGUUCAGCAACGCCGUCACCGACGCCUUUGCCGUCGGCGACUCGCGGCCGAGCACGCCGGGCCACGGCCAGCUCUCCUUCGAGGUCGACAUCGACCCCGUCGGCCGCCUGUCCGAGGUGCAGCCGUGGCUGCGGCGGUACACGGCCAGCAUCAUCUCCAUGAUCCCGUCGCGGCUGCCGAGGCGCACGAUCGUCGCCUUCAUCCACAAGGUCCCCACGCGCUACAUGAACCUGGUCGCCGACAUGCUCAACCUCAUCAUCCAGACCGAGGCGCCCCCGGGUAACGGGCCCAGCGACACGCCGCCCUGGAGCUCGCCCUCCCCGUCCACCAUGCCCGAGCCCAGCAUCGCCCACCAGCUGGCCAUCGACAUCUUUGCCCACUGGCUCGUCCUCGUCAUCCUGCUCGACAACGUCUGGUGGAUCGGCUGCGUCGGCGCCUGGGAGCUCGGCCGCAUCGUCUCCUUCCGCAGGCGCGCCCCCUGGCCCAACAGCCUGUGGAACAAGGAGCACGACUGGUGGCCCGAGAGUAUGUUUGAGGUCAGCCGCCAGCUCGAGAAGCACAGGCGGAGCGAGAGCUGCUGA
Messenger RNA from Lasiosphaeria miniovina, 2001 nucleotides. RefSeq lists its product as uncharacterized. The coding region runs from base 1 to 2001 and encodes 666 amino acids. Gene Ontology annotation, molecular function: zinc ion binding; DNA-binding transcription factor activity, RNA polymerase II-specific. The transcript has 2 exons. The record is from RefSeq and is a predicted model, not a curated record. Gene Ontology annotation, biological process: regulation of transcription by RNA polymerase II. Lineage: Eukaryota; Fungi; Ascomycota; Sordariomycetes; Sordariales; Lasiosphaeriaceae.